UUUUGCCUUUCCCUCCGACGAAGAGAGCACCCUUGGCGCUUGACUGAGCCGCCAAUUAUAAAUAUUGGUGAAGAGCAUAACGUGUGCGUUCCUACUGAAUCGUUCCUUCGGCUGGAGCAGAAGAGUGGCGUCGUGUCGACCCACAGGGCCUUGCUCCAGGUGCAGCAUCCACGAGGUCUUGGAGAAGACCAAAAGACUGUGUUUGUAGAGAAAAUACUUCCUUCUUCACUAUGGUAGGUGAAGGGAGCGGUGUCCAAACCGGACAAGAGCAUACAACGGCACCGCCAGAGGCAGAGGCAGAGGCAGAACCAGAAACAGAAACAGCAGCGCCCCGGUCUGGGAAGCGAAAAUGCAAAGGCAAAGGCGGACCAGAUAACAACAAGUAUCGAUUCCGAGGAGUCCGUCAGCGCAGUUGGGGGAAAUGGGUAGCCGAGAUCAGAGAGCCCCGGAAAAGGACUCGAAAAUGGCUCGGCACUUUCUCUUCGGCUGAGGAUGCAGCCCGGGCAUAUGACAGAGCGGCCGCUUUGAUGUAUGGAUCGCGUGCGCAGUUCAAUUUGCAGCCGCCGAUUCACCCGCCUGCAUCCUCCCGGAGUUCUUCAACUCUCAGGCCUCUUCUUCCGCGGCCCCCUAACAUGGCCCCUCGCGGCGGGCCCUCGCGGUUUCUUUAUGCCGGUUUCAAUUCGUCCAUUAUCAUGCCGGAAGUUUCUGUUGCGUUUCCAGUUGCAGUUGCACCUCCGUAUGUUGUUUAUCCGCUUCUAACGGAACAGAAUCCGCAGGGCCCUCCACCCACAUGGCCCCGAUCCGGAGUCGGUGCUGGGCAGAUUAAUCAGAGCACAAAAGACAUUAGUUUGGGUGAGGAAAUACCGGUUGCGAAGCGUAGUAAAGACGAUCAGGUGGUUUCUCAGCAGCCUGGGCUUGAUCUCUGUAUAAGCCAAAAUGGGUUGCUUCAACAAAAUGGUCAUGUUUGUGGCAGUGGAGAUUAUGAUGGGUGUGAGGUUUAUAGUAAUGGGACUGUAAGGUCUACAGGUGAUCAGAGCCUUUCUGAAAGUUUUAUCCCCAUAAUGCAUUGUCCUAAUCCUGGUGCAACGAAGGAUGUGUUAGAGCAGGUGUCAGUUUCCAUUGCUGCGGCCGGUCCUCCGGAUUACUGUGAUUUCAAGCAUAGCGUUCCUGCUUCGCCAGCAUUGAUGUGGGUGAACGCUCCGGACUAUUACUAUGACAACGUCAUGGUGAGUAGCUCCCAUUCAAUGGAGAAUAUGGAGUCUGAUACUGGGCCUCUCUGGAUAAAUGAUGAUUAUAUUUUCGGUUCUUCUUAAUUCAUGUUCUCUUUUUUUUGAUGUUUUCUCGGUUUACAACAGCUGUCUCAUUCUAUGUUACAGUUGAUCUCUGUUGCCAAAUCAAGCUUCUUUGUUUUGAAUAUUGCUCUUUAUUUUCUCCUUCGCUGUAACAAAAAAGAUUGUUGCAGUUGAUUACAACUUCAAGCCGUAUUUUGUUUGGCAUUGAAAGAUUACAGCAAAAUGGUGAUACGGCUCCAUAUUUUGUACUGGGCUCAGUUCCAUUUGCUUUCUUAUUUGUGAACCCCCCUUCUUUUCUUAUGGUCAAAAUUAUAAUCAGGUUUUUUGAUACUGUGAUAUGUAGCAUAAGAUUGUGGAAUUCAAAUGGAAUGAAAUGACUACACCAUAGAAUUAUUCAA
Cryptomeria japonica (Japanese cedar) is the source of this 1690-nucleotide messenger RNA. RefSeq names its product ethylene-responsive transcription factor ERF086. The record is from RefSeq and is a predicted model, not a curated record. Bases 231 to 1313 code for a protein of 360 amino acids. Lineage: Eukaryota; Viridiplantae; Streptophyta; Pinopsida; Cupressales; Cupressaceae. The transcript has a single exon. Gene Ontology annotation, cellular component: nucleus. Gene Ontology annotation, molecular function: transcription cis-regulatory region binding; DNA-binding transcription factor activity. Gene Ontology annotation, biological process: response to stress; positive regulation of DNA-templated transcription.